AAAUUUCCUCUUCUUUUUUGAAACUAGCCAUAGCACCAGCCCAGGAGCCGCGUACUAGUUGUCGACUCCCCUUUCACGUGCCUGCUCUGCUCACAACACGCCGCCGCGCCACUGCUCCCGGAAAAAGGAAGCAAGCAACAAUGAACUAGAUUUCAAAAUAAAGUCGCGUCUAAUGUCCGAGGUCAAACACGGCGAUAUAAAUCGAUGUUUACGUUUAGCAUCGAUGCCAAUAAACCGUAGAGCAUUAUAUCGAUUAAUUGAUGUGUAUCGAUGAAUCGUUACACCCCUAUUAUACAUAGUAGAAUGGUCAAAACUUGUUUUAUUGAGGCGGGCCGUCUCUUCGGUCGCCCAUUUGAUGAUGAUCAUGUGACGUCAGGCUUUGAGUCUCUUCCGGAAAAACGAAACUAACCUCCUAUCCAAUGAAAAGGCUCCCAGUAGAUGAAGGGAAGUUUCGUUUCUCCUGAAAGAAAUGCAAAGCUUUUCAGAUUUUGGGGGCGUAGCAAAUUGACAUUUGUUUGACACCGGACUCACUUAAAUAUCGAGCCUGCUGGCUGAAAGUACACACAUCCAUCCACAUAAGGACAGAAAAGACAACAUGGGAUUGCUGACUGCUCUUGCUCUGGGUGCUGCGGGCGCAACUGGUUCGGUGAUUCUGGCUCCGGUGGCCCUGGGAGCUAUCGGCUUUACUUCAGCUGGGAUAGCGGCAGGUUCCUGGGCCGCGGGCAUGAUGUCCACCGCAGCCAUCGCCAACGGAGGAGGGGUGGCGGCAGGGAGCGCGGUGGCUAUCUUGCAGUCUGCCGGCAUGGCUGGUAUACCGGCUGCGGCCUCUGCAGCUGUGGGCGCUGCAGGUGCGGCUGCAGGAGGUGCGGCAGCACUCAUUGCUGCUAUCGUCUGAGGCCAAACCUUUUUGCCAAAUGAAUACCAUUUCAUAUAAUAUCAAUGAUGUGAUACGAAUAUGAAUCCUAAUUCAAUAAAUGAAAUUGCUCAAUUUCA
This is a messenger RNA of Syngnathus typhle (broad-nosed pipefish), 993 nucleotides long. Its product is annotated as interferon alpha-inducible protein 27-like protein 2A. The record is from RefSeq and is a predicted model, not a curated record. The coding region runs from base 596 to 895 and encodes 99 amino acids. The transcript is spliced from 4 exons. Gene Ontology annotation, biological process: apoptotic signaling pathway. Gene Ontology annotation, cellular component: membrane; mitochondrion. NCBI's taxonomy places the organism in Eukaryota, Metazoa, Chordata, Actinopteri, Syngnathiformes, Syngnathidae.